CCGGAGGUGGCCAGCAUCGAGGCUGUGGAAGUUGACAUCAGCAGACAGUGUUCCCAGAGAGCUGUCCUCCAGGCCCGCUCCACCCAGCCUUCCAGACUCACCAGCAUCAUACUGGCUGAGGAUGUCGGUGAGUUCAGUACCUGUUGGAUGAAGAGAGAUGCAAAUGUGUCUUUAUUGUGGCUAAGCUUUUGGUCAAACAACCAUGGAGGGCCUUGUCAACCAGCAUAAAACGAGACUAACAUGAACAGGUGAAAUGGGCCUACCUGCUAAUCCGGAAGUUCAUGAGGGUAGAAUUGAGAUAGAGCAUAUUCUCACAUAGGCUAUUCUCUAAUCUCUCCAUAGAUGAGUUUCCAUCCAAUGGUGAAAGAUUUCCAUGUGAAUAUUCUAAAAUACGCAUACUUAAAAUAUGCGCAUUUUCCUACCAGAGAUGUGUUUCCAUCAAAUUGACUAGUUGCAGAUAAAAGUCAAUGCGUGAUGACGUAGUGCACAUAAAAAUGACUUUUGCGGUUAAAUUCCCAUGUACCGAAUAAAAAAUACUAGUUAAAUGGGUUUCCAUCGCAUUUUCAACUCUACUGAUGGUUUUGUCACAAAGAAAAUUGCUUUAUAUAGUGAAUGCUAUUGGCAUGUACUCUCUAGCCAACCGCUCACAGAUACAGUGCGGGUGUAGCCUACAUGAUGACAUUAUUAUGGACAAAAGAGCGAGAUUAUAAAAAUGUGUCAAAUGGCAGCCAAGCAUUGAUCAUCAUAUCAACAGAAUAACGCCCUCUAUUUAUUGGAAAGGCGUAUCAAGCUCAUCACCUUGCACUUUCCCCACCCUGUGAAGUUCAUCAUAAUUGAUUUAAUCUGUAAUCUAAUAAACUGAAUGCUUUCCCAAGUUGUAGUGGGAGGACCACACAUGUCAUCGUGUGACUCUUAAGUUUACUUCGAUAUGAUGGUUAUUAUAGAAAUAUUUUUGCAUAAAAGCAUUUCAACUGCCAUUUCUCGCAAAAUUAAUUUUCCAGACACAAAAAGUUCCCACCAUGUCUAGCAUAUUAGCUGUUUCCAUUAGGUCUGUGGUGACAUUUUGUAUUCAACAUGCUUUACUCACAAAGGUUGGAUGGAAAACCUGGUUCAUGGUAAGGACUUGUUGUUACGCUUCAGUCCAUGGAAGUUGAGGUGAUUUAGUCUAUAGGCCAAAACCAGAUAAUCUACUCAGUGUAUUGCUCAAGUCGACCCUAUGAACUAUAUGUUGAAACAUUUCCCUUUAUUAGCUUAAUCCGGUUUGUAAGUGCUUGGCUAGAACAAAAAAGUGCAUCCCUGUGGGGCCCAGAAAAAGGAACGAAAAACGCUGCUUUAUAGUAUUGUGCGAUAGUACUGCGAGCCAGAUGUUUACUCCAGCUAUUGGCUUGUCAUGGAGCAGUCAUUGGCGAUACAGGCUGUAAUUAGAAGUGCCUAAAACACAGGCCCUUUCAGAUGCCUUUCUUAUAAACUUCUCUAACAACAGUCAUGUUGAAACUGCACAGAACGGUGUAGUAAUACUGAAUGUAGCCCAUCGCUCAUCACAGCAUGACCUCUGAGCUGUUUCCUUUCUUGAAUUGAAUACACCUCGAGGACUGUAUCACUCAUUGCUAAGGUUUGGUGCGUUUUUAUGAUAACUGGCUGCAUUACCUGUGUGUGACUGUCCCCUUCUCCUGUACUCAGUAACGGGACAGGUACUGCGCUGUGAUGCCAUCGUGGACAUCAUCAGUGAGAUCCAGAUAGUGUCCACCACCAGGGAGCUGCAUCUGGAGGACUCACCACUGGAACUGAAGAUCCACUCACUGGACUCUGAGGGUGAGGAGUGUUCAAGGAUACACUGUUAUGCGUUAUUGGACAGCUUGUAGCAUUAGUUGUCUUUUGCUCAGAGACAUUUACGUCAUGGUAUACUGUCAUCACAACACUUUACAUUUAGUUGCUCUAUACCUACCUAUGUAGUGACAGUGCACUUACUGUAGUAACAUUGUAUCACCAUUGUAUCAACAAUGUCCUGAUAUUCCACUUGUGUAAACUUUUUACAAUGUAAUGACUAAAUUGCUAUGCAACAACAUGUUAAUACAAUGUUCUUAGUAGAGUAAUUACAGCAUUACUACAGAUAUAUGAACAACUUUAAAGUGCUACCAGCGUUAAGUAUAAUGCGUAGAGAGAUCCACAGUAUUGUUGUGUGGACUAGCCAGUUUAAUGACUUUUCCAGUAGGGAUGACUGUGAUCCCCCACGGCAGGCCUUCCCUGUCCUCAGGCAGCGGUUAAAUGUCUCUCUUUGUUCUGUCUCACUGGUUCCAUUUGGGCCAGGCACAGACACACUCUGUUAAAUGAGCUGAAGCCCCAACCUGAUUCUCUUUGAUGACGGCCCCUAAGGCGCGCUGCAUUUUGUUGUUUGUUUUAGCCUUUAUGUGUACUACUCUCAGAUCUGUCAAAUGGAAUAGCUGAAAUACUGUGUUGAAAGAGGAUUAUUGGUGUUUGGGUUUAUAGGACUGCAACCUUUAGGGACUUGUCAAAGUGGUGUGCUGUAUUUGCCUUCUUGUCCACAGGGAUUUAAGUCCUUUCAACACAAAUUCACAGGACAAUGUUUUGCAUGUAGCAGUGUAAUAUAUAUAUUUUAAUGUUGAUACUUAAAUUGCACCAUCUACAUUUGUAUGUACGAUAAAUCAAAUCCCAAGCAAUGGGAGCAUAUGCUUAGCCAUGUCUCUCACCCCCAAAUUGUUGAUUGUGCAGGAAACACCUUCAGCACUCUAGCAAGCCUGGUGUUUGACUGGACCAUAGUGAAAGAUGCAGACACGGAUGGAUUCCUUGACUCCUACAACUCAUUAAGGUGCGUUGCCAUGCACUCCAUCAUGGAGAAAACAACCUGCCUGUUAGAGUGAAUGUAAAGUAAAUGGUCAACAACAUCAUUAUAACAAGAACUGGUUUAAGGAUGGCAAUUCAAUGCAAAUUCAAUCUUACCUGUGACUUAUCAGGUUAUUUAAAUACAUUUGGUUAUGAUUUGCCUUGUGCCAGAAUUGACCUUUAAACUACAGCUUAGGAUAGGCCUCAGGUUCUUAUCACAGGUCUAACAUAUUACUUCUGUAUGUAGAGGUUAAUUGUAAUAUGUCCAUUUGUCACUGUCGAUAAUAUGCCUGUAAUGUGUUUUCCAAUCCCUUUCCCUCCCUCAAGGGUUCUUAAAUUCUCUGAGUCUACGUACACCCCCCCUGGUUACAUCUCUGAGAUGGAGAAAGUGGGGAAACAGGGAGAUAUCAUCUUGGUGUCAGGACUGAAAACGGGCCACGCUAAGCUUAAGGCUAAAAUACAAGAAUCUCUGUAUAAGGUAUUCUGUUAAAAACAUUUCCUGAAUCUCUUACCUUGUUUUUGAAGUAGACUGUAGCUGGAUUAUCACACUGUAUAGUUAAUAAUUAAAUACUGGCUUAAGGACCUCAAAUCAGAAGUAUCUUUUUAGAAGCGAGGGAAGGGAACAUCAGAGGGGUAUAAGAACUUGAGCUUAGUUGAAGUAGUAUCCGUUCAUCCCAGCAGCCCUCCAGGGGCAUAGACUGCUAUACAUAACAAUCUUGACUUGCGGAACAGUGAUGUCUCCUCUCCAGCCUUAUCUGUGAUGUCACAGCUAGUAGAGCCUGUCUAGCCCGUCUGACAUUUUUAUUUUUAUUUCACCUUUAUUUAACCAGCUAAGCCAGUUGAGAACAAGUUCUCAUUUACAACUGCGACCUGGCCAAGAUAAAGCAAAGCAGUGCGAUAAAAACAACAACAACACAGUUACAUAUGGGAUAAACAAAACGUACAGUCAAAAACACAAUAGAAAAUCUAUUUACAGUGUGUGCAAAUGUAGUAAGUUAUGGAGGUAAGGCAAUAAAUAGGCCAUAGUGCAAAAUAAUUACAAUUUAGUAUUAACACUGGAGUGAUAGAUGUGCAGAAGAUGAUGUGCAAAUAGAGAUACUGGGGUGCAAAUGAGCAAAAUAAAUAACAAUUUGGGGGAUGAGGUAGUUGGUGACCAAUGAGCUAAGAUAAGGCGGAUUUGCCUAGCAGUGAUUUAUAGAUGACCUGGAGCCAGUGGGUUUGGCGACGAAUAUGUAGUGAGGGCCAGCCAACGAGAGCGUACAGGUCACAAUGGUGGGUAGUAUAUGGGGCUUUGGUGACAAAACGGAUGGCACUGUGAUAGUCUACAUCCAAUUUGCUGAGUAGUGUUGGAGGCUAUUUUGUAAAUGACAUUGCCAAAGUCAAGGAUCGGUAGGAUAGUCAGUUUUACGAGGGCAUGUUUGGCAGCAUGAGUGAAGGAGGCUUUGUUGCGAAAUAGGAAGCCGAUUCUAGAUUUAACUUUGGAUUGGUGAUGCUUAAUGUGAGUCUGGAAGGAGAGUUUACGGUCUAACCAGACACCUAGGUAUUUGUAGUUGUCCACAUAUUCUAAGUCAGACCUGCCGAGAGUAGUGAUUCUAGUCUGGCGGGCGGUUGCAAGCAGCGUUCGAUUGAAGAGCAUGCAUUUAGUUUUACUAGCGUUUAAGAGCAGUUGGAGGCUACGGAAGGAGUGUUGUAUGGCAUUGAAGCUCGUUUGGAGGUUUGUUAACACAGUGUCCAAUGAAGGGCCAGAUAUAUACAAAAUGGUGUCGUCUGCGUAGAGGUGGAUCUGAGAGUCACCAGCAGCAAGAGCGACAUCAUUGAUAUACACAGAGAAUAGAGUCGGCCCGAGAAUUGAACCCUCUGGCACCCCCAUAGAGACUGCCAGAGGUCCAGACAACAGGCCCCACGAUUUGACACAUUGAACUCUAUCUGAGAAGUAGUUGGUGAACCAGGCGAGGCAGUCAUUUGAGAAACCAGUGGGCAUGGACAAGUUGCAGCAGAGGGUGCAGAGCUGGUGGCCGGGGUAGGGGUAGCCAGGUGGAAAGCAUGCCAGCCGUUGCAAAAUGCUUGUAGAAAUUAGAUGGGGGGGCAGUCAAUUCAUAUAUGGUGUCCAGGGCACAGCUGGGGGCUGAGGGGUGUCUGUAGCAAGCGGCAACAGUGAGAGACUUAUUUCUGGAAAGGUGGAUUAUUAGAAGUAGAAGCUCAAGCUGUUUGGGCACAGACCUGGAUAGUAUGAUAGAGAAGAUGAUGUGAAAUGAGACUCCACAGUUAUAGGGUAGGCCUCAUUUCGAUUACAGAGAGAGAUUACAGUACCACUGAAGGGUGUAUUGUACAACAGUCAAUUACAGUGAGGGGAAAAAAGUAUUUGAUCCCCUGCUGAUUUUGUACGUUUGCCCACUGACAAAAAUGAUCAGUCUAUAAUUUUAAUGGUAGGUUUAUUUGAACAGUGAGAGACAGAAUAACAACAAAUAAAUCAAGAAAAACGCAUGUCAAAAAUUUUAUAAAUUGAUUUGCAUUUUAACGAGGGAAAUAAGUAUUUGACCCCUCUGCAAAACAUGACUUAGUACUUGGUGGCAAAACCCUUGUUGGCAAUCACAGAGGUCAGACGUUUCUUGUAGUUGGCAACCAGGUUUGCACACAUCUCAGGAGGGAUUUUGUCCCACUCCUCUUUGUAGAGCUUCUCCAAGUCAUUAAGGUUUCGAGCCUGACGUUUGGCAACUCGAACCUUCAGCUCGCUCCACAGAUUUUCUAUGGGAUUAAGGUCUGGAAACUGGCUAGGCCACUCCAGGACCAUAAUGUGCUUCUUCUUGAGCCACUCCUUUGUUGCCUUGGCCAUGUGUUCAGGGUCAUUGUCAUGCUGGAACACUCAUCCACAACCCAUUUUCAAUGCCCUGGCUGAGGGAAGGAGGUUCUCACCCAAGAUUUGACGGUACAUGGCCCUGUCCAUCGUCCCUUUGAUGCGGUGAAGUUGUCCUGUCCCCUUAGCAGAAAAACACCCCCAAAGCAUAAUGUUUCCAUCUCCAUGUUUGACGGUGGGGAUGGUGUUCUUGGGGUCAUAGGCAGCAUUCCUCCUCCUCCAAACACGGCGAGUUGAGUUGAUGCCAAAGAGCUCCAUUUUGGUCUCAUCUGACCACAACACUUUCACCCAGUUCUCCUCUGAAUCAUUCAGAUGUUCAUUGGCAAACUUCAGACGGCCCUGUAUAUGUGCUUUCUUGAGCAGGGGGACCUUGCGGGCGCUGCUGGAUUUCAGUCCUUCACGGUGUAGUGUGUUACCAAUUGUUUUCUUGUUGACUAUGGUCCCAGCUGCCUUGAGAUCAUUGACAAUAUCCUCCCGUGUAGUUCUGGGCUGAUUCCUCACCGUUCUCAUGAUCAUUGCAACUCCACGAGGUGAGAUCUUGCAUGGAGCCCCAGGCCGAGGGAGAUUGACAGUUCUUUUGUGUUCCUUCCAUUUGCGAAUAAUCGCACCAACUGUUGUCACCUUCUCACCAAGCUGCUUGGCGAUGGUCUUGUAGCCCAUUCCAGCCUUGUGUAGGUCUACAAUUUUGUCCCUGACAUCCUUGGAGAGCUCUUUGGUCUUGGACAUGGUGGAGAGUUUGGAAUCUGAUUGAUUGAUUGCUUCUGUGGACAGGUGUCUUUUUAUACAGGUAACAAGCUGAGAUUAGGAGCACUCCCUUUAAGAGUGUGCUUCUAAUCUAAUCUUCAAUCUUUCUGAUUGAGAGGGGGUCAAAUAUUUAUUUCCCUCAUUAAAAUGCAAAUCAAUUUAUAACAUUUUUGACAUGCGUUUUUCUGCAUUAUUUUGGUGUUAUUCUGUCUCUCACUGUUCAAAUAAACCUACCAUUAAAAUUAUAGAAUGAUCAUUUCUUUUUCAGUGGACAAACGUACAAAAUCAGCAGGGGAUCAAAUACUUUUUUCCCUCACUGUAUAUACAAAACAUUUAAAGUCGUUUUGUACAUGAUGGAGUGUUGGGAGCUAUUGAUGGCGUGUGAAUCAUACUGUAACCGAGUUGUUCUGGUUUCUCGACGUGUCAAACGGCAUGUGUCGUUUGCUGUGCCGUAACUAUGGUAUCUACCCUUCACACAGGAUGUCGGUGCAGCAGAGGUGAAACUGCUGAUUCUGGAGAAUAUCCUACUGAGCCCUGCACAUGAUGUCUACCUGCUGGUGGGCACAUCCAUCCAAUACAAGGUCCAGAAGAUCAGGCAGGGAAAGAUCGCAGGUGGGUCUGAACUUACUCAGUCAAGCAAACUAACAAUAAAUUACGUAUUGAAUCACAUGUACCAAAAAUUGUUAGAUGAUAUUCAUAUCACAGCUCAGGGUGGCAUGUUACAAGUGUAUGAAGUAAAUGAUGGAGAUGGGUUUUUAUUAUAAAGAGCUAACCCAGGUUAGUUCUGUUGUGUUCCAGAGUUAUCUAUGCCCUGUGACCAGUAUGAGCUGCACCUCCAGAACAGUGUGGCAGGGCCUGAUGGAAACCCAGAGCUGGCCGUGGCUAGUCUGGACCAGAGCACCUCCACUGUCAAUGGCCUGCACCUGGGACAUAUCAAUGUGGUGCUGGAUCAUAAGAGUAUCCUU
Messenger RNA from Coregonus sp. 'balchen', 7404 nucleotides. Lineage: Eukaryota; Metazoa; Chordata; Actinopteri; Salmoniformes; Salmonidae. The record is from the annotation of a GenBank genome assembly.